AUGGCAAAGGGCAACAGUGUUGCUACCCCUAGAGAGACCACACAAACGUUUUAUCAGAAGCAACGUCAACGUGUGUUUCGGCGCACUAAUGAGCAGAACAAUAAAAUAGGAAAAGGUAGCACAUCAGUUACUGAUCACACAAUGAUACAUUUCAACAAUAGCGCUGUUAUGAAUGGUGAUGCGAUUUCAGAUCAAAAUACAUUGCCGAGUAUUGAAAUAGAGUCCAGAAUCCCACGGUUUCCUGUUACCAGUGAUAGGCAAACCAUGAAUGACUCCACAUUGCAAGAUUAUAGAAAAAAAUCCGAAGUCAAAACAUCUCGAAAGACUAUUACUCUGAAACAAAAUAAUAAUGAGAUGAAGCCUGCUGAUACAAGACAAUCUGUGUUUCCGCACAACAGCCCGAAAAUCACAAAAAUAAAAAACAAUGCCCAAUCUGGGGAAGGAGCAAAUAAUAACAAACAAUCUGUUAAAAAGACUAAUACUGCCAGGAGUUCACGACAGCGUGAAGUUAAAGUUUCCAAAUUUGCUAUUACUUUAAAAACUAAUGCUGCUAAAAAAGAAACAUUUCCAGAGGAAAAUAACACUGAAACAACAAACUGGGGUGAUUUACAAGAGCCCGAUUUUUCCCCACUGACGCUACCAACGGAAAUUCCAACUCUAGAAUUCACAUCAAAAACUGAGAAAGUGCCGCAUAAAAAAGCAGACAUGGAACCAAUAGGAAGACCUCACCAGAGAGAACAGUUGCCACCUAAAGGAUCAACCAGUGAUCGAUCAAAGGAGCGUAGUACUUCACGUAGAAAGAAGUCACAGAGAAGUUCUCAAAGCAGUCGUCAUGACAGAGGAUCAACAUCUGGGUACCAAGAAGAGAAACAAUCACCGUAUGUUCAUGGGAAUGAUACCAGAAAACAUGCACAUCAUGAACGCAGGUCUUCGAAGAAUUACCACGAAAAUAGAUCUUACUCUGAAGAACAUGAUACAAGUAGAAAAAGUUCGGGUUAUCAUGGGAAUUCAAAAUACAAGUAUCCACAGCCGAACGAGCGAACACGAUCAUCAUCAGCUGGUCAUAGAGACAAUUACACACCCCACCAUGAGAGGAGACAGUCACCGUCAGGACGACAAGAUGGCCAUCACCGACAAAGCGGGAGAACAUCCCCAGCAUACUGGCAUGCCACUGGUGAUUCAUGUUAUCGUGGCACCAGUGGUGGCAGCAGGGAUUCUUCUCCGAGCAGCUGGAAAGCCCCGUCUAGAUCAUCGUCUGCACAAAGACAUUCUAGUAGAAGAUACCAGCCAAUAAAUGAUGGCCCACAUGAUGGCAUCUAUAGUAGACGCAAUACGGGAAAGUGGGUCGAAAGUACUCUAAUAGAUUCUGACAGUAGACAACAUAAUCGCCGAUGGGAUGAGAAUGGACCAUGUCUGUUUGCAGGACAGUGGGAUGACAUAUAUAGUAGACCCCCUAGACAGAUAAACUCAAAACGUGAAAACUGGAGUGAUAGUGGUAUAUACUAUAGAAAUACAAGGAGUAUGGAAAGAAUCCCUGGUGGACCUCGAUCUAGAACCCCAUCAGUUACGUCAGAGGAUUUCAACUAUGGUGCCUUACGAGGUGGAGAUCUGUCUUCAUCUCAAAGUUCUUUAUCUAGUCUUUCAAUGUCAACAGGGACUAAGAAACGAAGGCAGAAGAAAAGAAAUCGGAGUAAUAGAAAUAGGUCUGGCAGCAGAGAAAGAGGAUACAAUUAUCAGUCAGACAAUACCUGGGAUGAUUCACUUAGUGAGAGCAGUUAUUGUGGUUCUGGUCGUUCAUUGGCGAGUAUUGGUAGUGACACCACAGUGGAAGAUGAUGUUUUUGCCAAUAUAUCGAUGUUAACUAUUCCAGAAUUCUCAGUCGUCAGCUCACAGUUUGGGAACGCUAAUGUAGUCGGCCAUCCGUUACAGUACAAAUGGAAGUUUUGGUAUGAUAGCAGAGAAAAUAAAACCAGCCGUACUCGUACUGAUUACAUGAAUUAUGGUAGCAAUCUGAUAGAGUUAGGAGUUGUUGAAACAAUUGAAGGUUUUUGGAGAAUAUUUAAUUUCUUGGCACCUACUAGUGACUUGGACUCCAAUGCUAAUUACCAUUUUUUCAAACUUGGUAUAAUGCCUAUGUGGGAGGAUAUCUCAAAUAAAGCUGGUGGUAAAUGGGUUCUCACAAUUAAGAAUGAGCCAGAACUACUUCAUCGUACCUGGUUAGAGUUACUACUUGCUUUGGUUGGUGAACAGAUUGAUUUCUCAUGGGAAGUGUCUGGUGCUGUCGUGUCAAGGCGUCGUAGAGGAGAUAGGAUUGCUCUCUGGACAAAGAAUAGACAGAACUUUCAAGCUAAUAUUGCUAUAUGUAAAGGAAUAAUAACAGCUUGGGCGUAUGCUAAGAACGUUCCACCUAACGGUAUGCUGACAUACUUGAAGAAUUUUAACAGCAAACGAGAGAAGAUAAGUUUAGAAUAUCUGCAUCAUGUUGACUCGUUGAAGUCUGGUAAUUCCUAUGCUAAUACUGCUCAUAUGACGCUGGAGAAUGUGAUUGAGGAUUUAAUCAAGGAAUUCAGGUGA
This is a messenger RNA of Saccoglossus kowalevskii, 2574 nucleotides long. RefSeq lists its product as uncharacterized. Gene Ontology annotation, biological process: translational initiation. The record is from RefSeq and is a predicted model, not a curated record. Gene Ontology annotation, cellular component: eukaryotic translation initiation factor 4F complex. Gene Ontology annotation, molecular function: RNA 7-methylguanosine cap binding; translation initiation factor activity. NCBI's taxonomy places the organism in Eukaryota, Metazoa, Hemichordata, Enteropneusta, Harrimaniidae.